Gracilinanus agilis (Agile Gracile Mouse Opossum) is the source of this 13352-nucleotide messenger RNA. RefSeq names its product dynein axonemal heavy chain 17 (gene DNAH17). Gene Ontology annotation, biological process: microtubule-based movement. NCBI's taxonomy places the organism in Eukaryota, Metazoa, Chordata, Mammalia, Didelphimorphia, Didelphidae. Bases 1 to 12948 code for a protein of 4315 amino acids. Gene Ontology annotation, molecular function: ATP binding; minus-end-directed microtubule motor activity; dynein intermediate chain binding. The record is from RefSeq and is a predicted model, not a curated record. Gene Ontology annotation, cellular component: dynein complex. The transcript has 77 exons.
AUGUCACUGCAAAACCCUCCCUCUGACCCAAGAGUGAUGUAUUUGGAAGCUUAUAAUUCUCUGUCAUUAAGAUUUAAACCUGAUAAGUGGUUCAAGAUGCUGGGGUAUGAGGAAAAUUUGGCCAUGCUUAUUGAGUUCUUUGACAAAACAGAGACAGAAGUCAUGGUGUUCACCCUCAAUCAAUCAGGAUUCGUCAUUCCUUGCCUUGGCUUCCCACCUGCUCUCAAGACCAAAGGAGCUUAUUUUGUAAAGUCACUUCGUGACACUGUCACCAAGUUGAACUAUAAUACUUCUCUUCUCUAUGGGGACAUAAGUCAUACACCUGUGGAUCAGCUUAUUGCUAUAGUAGAGGAGAUUAUUUACUCUCUGUUCAAUGAAAGUGAAAACCUGCGUGGCUGGCCCCGGGUGGUCUCAGAAGACAUAGUCCAACAAGCUCAUAGACUGAAGAAUGAGAUGUUUGUGAUGGGAGGGAAAAUCAAAGGAAAAACUCUGCUUCCCAUCCCAGAGCACUUGGGGACUUUGGAUGGUUCAGUAGAAGCAAUGGAAAGACUACCUUCAUCAUUGGAUAAUUCAUUAUUGCAUGCUAUUGAAACCAUAAUCAUAGACUGGUCUCACCAAAUCAGGGAUGUCUUGAGUAAAGACUCAGCCCAACCUCUGCUAGAUGGAUUACAUCCAUUGCCACGAGUAGAAUUUGACUUUUGGCUUUCCAGACUGACGAAUCUGAAGUGUAUUCAUGAUCAGCUGAGCAGGCCUAAAGUGAAUAAAAUAGUGGAAAUACUGGAAGAAUCAAAGAGUUGCUACUGGCCAGCACUUCAGAGUGUUUAUUCUGAUGUCAAUGAAGGAUUGAGAGAAGCUGAAGAUAUUGUUCUCUACCUAAAGCCUCUCCAGAUUUUACUGGAGGAAAUGGAACAGGCUGACUACUCUUCGCUUCCCACCUUUAUUUCUAAGGUGUUUUUUACCAUCUGCUUAAUAUGGGCCACUUCUGAAUACUAUAACACCCCAACAAGGAUCAUUGUCAUUUUGCAGGAGAUUUGCAACCAGUUCAUUGAAAUGACCCGCAAUUUUCUGAACCCUGAAGAAGUGCUAAAAGGAUUACAAGGUGAAAUAGAGGAAGUAUUGGUUGGCAUCUCAGACUCCGUGAACAUUUUAAGGGAAAUCUACAGUACCUAUGACUUUUGCUGCACCAAUAUGCCUCGUUUCUUUAAGAAUGGCAAAGAACCAGUCCUGUGGGAAUUCCCAUCCACUCUUGCAUUUACCAGAAUGACUUCAUUCUUCAACAGAGUCAAGAUAAUAGAGGAACUAUAUAAAACAGCCAUUGAGUUCCUGAAGCUAGAGAAAAUUGAGAUAGGAGGAGUGAGAGGAAACAUCCUUGGACACUUGGUGAUACAAAUUUAUGAGGAAGUCUUUGAGUUGGUGAGAGUUUUUGCAGAAUGUAAAUAUGAUCCGUUGGAUCCUGGAGAUCCGAGUUUUGAUGAAGAUUAUGCAGAUUUUGUGAGCAAGAUUCAAGAUUUGGAUAGAAGACUGGCAACUAUAUUUUGUCAAGGAUUCGAAGAUUGUAGUUCCAUUGAAUCUUGUGUUAAGUUAUUACACAUGUUUGGAGUACUUCUUGAACGACCUCUAAUACUGGCAGAAGUAGUUCCCAGGUAUUCAGUAAUGUUAAAUAUGUUUGACGCUGAAUUGGAUAAUGCUAAGAUUUUGUAUGACGCCCAGGUAUUGGCUGCAAAAGAAAGAGGUGGGGUUCCACCAAUAAAUAAAAAUAUGCCUCCCAUUGCUGGACAGCUGAAGUGGAGCCUGGAACUCCAGGAAAGGCUAGAGGGACCAAUGAGAGACUUCAAACACAUUGAUCAUCCGGUCAUGACUGGUGUAGAGACUAAGGUGAUUUAUCAAAAAUACGAUGAGAUGAUGUCUUUACUUCAAAGCUACCGUCAGUCAAUUUACAAUCAAUGGAUAUUGAGAGUGGAUGAAGAUUGUCACUUUAACCUAGGACAACCCUUGAUUGUGAGAGAUCCAGAGACAGAUCUCAUCCGUGUGAACUUCAGCAAAGAGUUAGUGGCUGUCUUAAGAGAGGUCAAAUAUUUGAACUUUCAAAGUCAAAAAGAAAUCCCAGAGAGUGCAGAGAGCCUUUUCUCCCAGAAUGAAACCUUCCGAAAGUUUGUGGGGAACCUAGAGCUCAUUGUUGGUUGGUAUAAUGAAAUAAAGACCACUGUUCUAGAAGUAGAAUAUCCAUUGAUCAAGGCAGAAUUAGAAGCAAUUGAUGUGAAGUUACAGCAAUCUGAAACAACGUUGUUUUGGAAUGGCGAAGGUGUUUUUCAAUAUAUUCAAGAGAUGAGAGAAAUCCUACAUGACUUAGAGACCAGGAUCCAGAAAACAAAGCAAAAUGUGGAAGCCAUUGGUCAGAUUAUGAAAGAUUGGUCAGCCAACCCUAUGUUCGAAAGAAAGGACAACAAAAAAGAGACCCUUUUAGAUUUGGAUGGAAGGGUAAACAACCUCAACAAACGCUACACAGCUGUCAAAGAGGCUGGACAGAAGAUUCAGGCCAUGGUUGCAGAAAAUGCAGAAUUAUUUAAAGCUGAUACAACAUCCGAAUCUUGGAGAGACUAUAUAGAUUAUAUUGAUAUUAUGGUCUUAGAAGGAUUUGACCAAUUUAUUCGCAAAUCUUUACAAUAUCUUCUGAACAACAUGGUAACAGAUGAAACCAUUGCUCCUCUAUUUGAAGUGAGGAUGGAGCUAGCUGAAGAUGUGUUAACAUUCAACCCAUCUCUGGAAAUUGGGGUGGAAAAUGGCUUCUUAGCACUAAUAGAGAGUCUGAUAGAUGACAUAUACAACACUGCCAAACUAAUUCCACGACUGACAAAAGGCAAACUGAGUUACAAGUCUGACCUAGAAGAUAGUCCUGAGCUGUCAGAAAUGAGAGAAGAAGUCACAAGUCAAGUUUAUACCGCCAUGAAACAGGCUGAGGAGUAUCAAGAUUCCUUUGAGAAAUAUUCUUACUUAUGGAUUGAUGACCUCCGUGAAUUCAUGCAGUACUUCUUGACUUAUGGACGCAUGUUCACAGCAGAAGAGUUAGAGGCUCGAGCUGAAGAGAACUUCCCCAAAAUACCCCCAACUCUACCACAAUUUCAGCAACAGAUUGAUUCUUAUGAGAAGCUUUAUGAAGAAGUCUCCAAGUUUGAUAACACCAAAGUCUUUAAUGGCUGGUUGCAGAGUGAUUGCCGUCCAUUUAAACAAGCCCUUCUUAAUAUCAUUAAACGGUGGAGCCUCAUGUUUAAACAGCAUCUAAGUGAUCAUGUUACUAAUAGCUUGGCUGAUCUUGAAGAGUUCAUGAAAGUAGCCAGAGAAGGUUUAAAGAAGCCUCUAAAAGAAGGUGAUUAUGAUGGUCUUGUAGCAGUCAUGGGGCACUUAAUGAAGGUCAAAGAGAGACAUGUAGCAACAGACAACAUGUUUGAACCCCUGAAGCAAACUAUUGAACUACUAAAGACCUAUGGAGAAGAGAUGCCAGAAGAAAUACACAUGAAGUUACAGGAACUACCAGAGCAGUGGACCCAUACAAAGAAAAUGGCUAUUCAAGUCAAACAAAAUGUGGCUCCCCUGCAGGCCAAUGAAGUGAAUAUACUUAGAAGAAAAUGCCAACAGUUUGAGCUGAAGCAGCAUGAAUUUAGGGAAGCAUUCAGAAGAGAGGCCCCCUUUUCUUUUUCGGAUCCUUCACCCUACAAAUCCCUAAAUAAGCAACAAAAAAGCAUUGCAGCUAUGGAAAGCCAGAUGGAGCAACUUUCCAAGUCAGCUGGUUUGUUUGAAGUCUCAGUCCCAGAUUAUAAACAACUUAAAGCCUGUCACAAGGAGGUACGCCUGUUGAAAGAGCUCUGGGAUAUGAUCGUCAUGGUGAAUGCCAGCAUUGAUGACUGGAAGACAACCAAGUGGAAAGAUAUUAAUGUUGAACAAAUGGACUUUGACUGUAAGAAGUUUGCUAAAGAUGUAAGAAGUUUAGACAAAGAAAUGAAAACCUGGGAUGCCUUUGUGGGGCUGGAUAAUACUGUGAAAAACAUGAUCACAUCCCUCCGAGCUGUGAGUGAGCUGCAGAAUCCAGCCAUCAGAGACCGCCACUGGCAGCAGCUCAUGCAGGCAACACAGGUGAAAUUUGAAAUGUCCGAUCAAACUACGUUGGCAGAUUUACUACAGUUGAAUCUUCAUGAAUAUGAAGAUGAGGUUCGUGGUAUUGUAGACAAGGCCGUGAAAGAGUCUGGAAUGGAAAAGGUAUUGAGAUCACUGGAUAAUACCUGGUCAGCUAUGGAAUUUGAACAUGAACCUCACCCCAGAACUGGAACCAUGAUGCUGAAAUCGGAUGAAACGUUAAUUGAAACCCUGGAAGACAACCAAGUACAACUUCAAGCCUUGCUGACAUCCAAGUAUCUUGCCCAUUUUGUGAAAGAAGUGACAAGCUGGCAAAAAAAGUUAUCAACAGCAGACUCUGUCAUUUCCAUUUGGUUUGAAGUGCAGCGAACGUGGAGCCAUUUGGAGAGUAUCUUCAUUGGGUCUGAAGACAUUCGAUCUCAACUCCCAGAGGAUUCUCAACGUUUUGAUGAAAUUGAUCGAGAUUUUAAAGAGGUGAUGGCGGAUGCUGUAACAACACCCAAUGUUGUUGAAGCAACUAAUAAACCAGGCCUUUUUAAGAAACUUGAGACUCUGCAAAAAAGUUUGGCAAUUUGUGAAAAAGCUUUGGCAGAAUACUUAGAGACAAAAAGACUGGCUUUCCCCAGGUUCUACUUUGUCUCUUCUGCUGACCUGCUAGAUAUUUUAUCCAAUGGAAAUGACCCAGUAGAGGUGGGUCGCCAUUUGUCCAAACUCUUUGAUAGUUUGUGUAAACUGAAAUUCCAACUAGAUGAGCAAGAGAAGCCUAUGAAAAUAGGCUUGGGAAUGUUUAGCAAGGAAGAUGAAUAUGUGGAAUUUGAUAGAGAAUGUGACUUGUCAGGACAGGUUGAAGUCUGGCUAAAUAGAGUGCUUGACCGAAUGGUUGCUACACUCCGCCAUGAAAUCCCAGAGGCUGUGGUGACAUAUGAGGAAAAGCCAAGGGAACAAUGGAUUUUUGAUUAUCCUGCACAGAUUGCUUUAACGUGCACACAAAUAUGGUGGACAACAGAAGUUGGGAUGGCAUUCGCAAGACUAGAGGAAGGUUAUGAAAAUGCCAUUAAAGAUUACAAUAAAAAGCAGAUCAGUCAGCUGAAUAUACUGAUUACACUUCUUAUUGGGAAUUUAAGUCCUGGAGAUAGAAUGAAGAUUAUGACUAUUUGUACUAUUGAUGUACAUGCAAGAGAUGUCGUUGCUAAGAUGAUUUUAGUCAAGGUAGAAAAUUCUCAGGCUUUUACUUGGCAGUCUCAGCUUCGGCAUCGUUGGGAUGAAGAAAAAAAACAUUGUUUUGCCAACAUUUGUGAUGCUCAAAUUAGAUAUUCCUAUGAAUAUUUGGGUAAUACACCCCGGCUAGUAAUCACGCCACUCACUGACAGAUGCUACAUCACUCUCACCCAAUCCCUCCAUCUCAUUAUGGGAGGAGCUCCUGCAGGCCCUGCAGGGACAGGAAAAACGGAGACCACCAAAGACUUAGGCAGAGCAUUGGGCAUCAUGGUGUACGUCUUCAACUGCUCGGAGCAAAUGGACUAUAAAUCCUGCGGAAAUAUAUACAAAGGAUUGGCCCAAACCGGGGCUUGGGGAUGCUUUGAUGAAUUUAAUCGAAUCUCAGUAGAAGUUUUAUCUGUGAUUGCUGUCCAGGUAAAAUGUGUCCAAGAUGCAAUUCGUGCCAAGAAAAAAAUAUUUAAUUUCCUUGGAGAGAUUAUAAGACUCAUCCCCACUGUGGGCAUGUUUAUUACCAUGAACCCAGGCUAUGCGGGACGGGCAGAAUUGCCAGAAAACUUAAAAGCCUUAUUCAGACCCUGUGCUAUGGUUGUCCCUGACUUUGAACUUAUAUGUGAGAUCAUGCUUGUAGCUGAGGGAUUUCUGGAAGCUAGACUGCUAGCAAGGAAGUUCAUUACUCUCUAUACCCUCUGCAAAGAAUUACUUUCCAAGCAGGAUCACUAUGACUGGGGAUUGCGGGCUAUCAAGUCUGUGCUGGUAGUAGCUGGCUCCCUAAAAAGAGGCGAUCCUGCCCGUGCAGAAGACCAAGUCCUCAUGAGAGCACUGAGAGAUUUUAAUAUCCCCAAGAUAGUAACAGAUGACUUGCCUGUCUUUAUGGGACUUAUUGGAGAUCUGUUCCCAGCUCUAGAUGUUCCCAGGAAACGAGAUCUAAAUUUUGAAAAGAUCAUUAAGCAGAGCAUUAUUGAGUUGCAGUUACAAGCAGAAGAUAACUUUGUGCUGAAAGUUGUACAGCUGGAGGAAUUACUGCAAGUGAGACAUUCUGUAUUUAUAAUUGGAAAUGCAGGAACUGGUAAAUCCCAGGUCCUGAAAUCCCUCAAUAAGACCUAUCUGAACUUGAAAAGAAAAGCUGUUGCAGUAGAUCUUGACCCCAAAGCAGUCACGUGCGAUGAACUUUUUGGCAUCAUUAAUCCUGCGACAAGAGAGUGGAAAGAUGGGCUUUUUUCUACCAUAAUGCGAGACCUCGCUAACUUAACUCAUCUUGGCCCCAAAUGGAUUGUUCUGGAUGGAGACAUAGAUCCCAUGUGGAUUGAAUCCUUAAACACUGUCAUGGAUGAUAAUAAGGUUCUGACCUUAGCCAGCAAUGAGCGGAUCCCCCUGAAUCGCACCAUGAGACUAGUGUUUGAGAUUAGUCACCUUAGGACAGCCACCCCAGCCACGGUUUCCAGAGCAGGAAUACUUUACAUCAACCCUGCUGAUCUAGGAUGGAAUCCUGUGGUAAACAGCUGGAUUGAAAAACGAAAAGUGCAGUCAGAGAAAGCUAAUUUGAUGAUCCUAUUUGAUAAAUAUCUUCCCACAUGCCUAGACAAGCUGAGGUUUGGAUUUAAGAAGAUCACUCCAGUUCCAGAAAUCACAGUGAUACAGACUAUACUCUACCUCUUAGAAUGUCUUUUGACUCCAAAGAAUACUCCUCCAGAUUCCUCCAAAGAGCUUUAUGAGCUCUAUUUUGUGUUUGCAUGUUUCUGGGCGUUUGGAGGAGCAAUGUUCCAGGACCAGCUUGUUGACUAUCGUGUUGAGUUCAGCAGGUGGUGGUUGAAUGAAUUUAAGACCAUCAAAUUUCCUUCUCAAGGAACCAUUUUUGACUACUAUAUAGACCCAGAUAGUAAAAAAUUCAUGCCAUGGACUGAUAAAGUGCCUCAAUUUGUAUUGGAUUCUGAUAUCCCAUUGCAGGCUUCUUUGGUCCAUACAACAGAGACCAUCCGAAUCCGGUUUUUUAUGAAUUUAUUAAUGGAAAAAAAGUGGCCAGUGAUGUUGGUGGGCAAUGCUGGUACUGGCAAGUCAGUGUUGAUGGGUGAUAAACUUGGCAGCCUGAGCACAGAUGAGUAUGUGGUACAGUCUGUCCCCUUCAAUUUCUAUACAACAUCUGCCAUGUUACAAGGUGUUCUUGAGAAGCCUCUGGAGAAGAAAUCAGGGAGAAAUUAUGGACCUCCAGGCACCAAAAAGCUUAUUUACUUCAUUGAUGAUAUGAACAUGCCAGAGGUGGAUAAGUAUGGAACAGUGGCACCUCAUACUCUAAUUAGGCAACAUAUGGAUCAUGGGCACUGGUAUGACAGAAAUAAGCUGACAUUAAAAGACAUUCACAACUGUCAAUAUGUAGCUUGCAUGAAUCCCACUUCUGGCUCCUUCACCAUUGACCCCAGACUUCAGAGACACUUUUGUGUAUUUGCUGUGAGUUUCCCUGGACAAGAUGCUCUGAUAGCAAUUUAUAACACAAUCCUUUCACAGCAUUUAGCUGAUCGAAAUGCCCCCAUGGUGGUUCAGAAAACGAGUUUGCAGUUGGUUGGUGCAGCCCUUGCCUUGCAUCAGAAAAUCUCAGCAACCUUUCUUCCCACGGCCAUUAAGUUUCAUUAUGUUUUCAACCUCAGGGACCUCUCCAACAUUUUCCAGGGACUGUUGUUUUCUACACUAGAAAUCCUCAAAACUCCUCUUGACCUUGUACGGCUAUGGCUACAUGAAGCUGAACGUGUAUAUGGGGAUAAACUCAUUGAAGAUAAAGACAAAGUCUUAUUAAAUAAACUCACUGUGACUAUGUGCAAGAAAUUCUUUGAGGAACUUGGUGACAAUGUUAUGUUUGCCAAACCAAAUAUGUUUUGCCACUUUGCCCAAGGAAUUGGAGACCCUAAAUAUUUCCCUAUAACCAAUAUGGCUAGUCUGAAUAAGCUACUAGUGGAUGCUUUAGAUAGCUACAAUGAAGUUAAUGCAGUCAUGAAUUUGGUGCUUUUUGAAGAUGCUGUAUCUCAUAUUUGUAAAAUUAAUCGCAUCUUGGAGUCUCCCCGAGGGAAUGCCUUGCUGGUGGGAGUAGGAGGCAGUGGGAAGCAAAGUCUGUCCCGCUUGGCUGCAUAUAUUAGUGGUCUGGAUGUAUUUCAGAUUACUCUGAAGAAAGGAUAUGCAAUCCCAGAUCUGAAGAUGGAUCUAGCUGCUCAGUACCUAAAAUCUGCGGUGAAGAACUUGCCCACAGUAUUCCUAAUGACCGACUCCCAAGUGGCUGAAGAGCAAUUCCUGGUGUUGAUCAAUGACUUGUUGGCAUCAGGAGAGAUCCCAGGGCUCUUUCAGGAUGAUGAAGUGGAGAAUAUCAUCUCUUCUAUGAGACCACAAGUAAAAGGUGUUGGCAUUCCAGAUACACGGGAAAAUUGUUGGAAGUUUUUUAUUGAUAAAGUGAGAAAACAGCUCAAGGUUAUCCUGUGUUUCUCCCCUGUGGGCUCCACACUUCGGGUGCGAGCCCGAAAAUUCCCAGCUGUGGUAAACUGUACAGCUAUCAACUGGUUCCACGAAUGGCCUGAAGAUGCCUUGGUGUCUGUCAGUGGUAGAUUCUUAGAAGAAACAGAGGGAAUUGAGAAAGACGUCAAAACCUCCAUCAGCCUUUUCAUGAGCUACGUACAUACAACUGUCAAUGAGAUGUCCAAAGUAUACCUAGCUACUGAAAGGCGGUAUAACUACACAACCCCCAAGACCUUUCUGGAGUUGAUCAAGCUAUACCAGAACUUACUGGCUAAGAAAAGAAUGGAGCUUGUUGCCAAAAUUGACAGGUUGGAAAAUGGACUGAUGAAACUACAGAGCACUGCUUCUCAGUCUCUCUCAAUCUCUCUCUCCAGACCUUAUCAAGGCAAUCCCACCUUUGAUCCUGAAUUUAUUCGUUCCAAGUCGGCUGCUGCUGCUGGCCUUUGUUCCUGGUGUAUCAAUAUUGUCCGUUUUUACGAAGUCUACUGCGAUGUGGCACCCAAGAGACAGGCCCUGGAAGAAGCUAAUGCAGAAUUGGCAGAAGCACAAGAUAAGCUCACUCGGAUCAAAAACAAAAUUGCUGAACUCAAUGCUAAUCUCGCCAACCUCACGGCUGCCUUUGAAAAGGCUACAGCUGAGAAAAUCAAAUGUCAACAAGAGGCAGAUGCCACAAACAGUAUCAUUUCUCUAGCUAAUAGGCUAGUGGGAGGAUUAGCAUCUGAAAAUGUCCGAUGGGCUGAAUCUGUGGAAAACUUCAAAGAGCAGGGAGUAACUUUGUGUGGAGAUGUCCUGCUGAUAUCUGCCUUUGUUUCUUACGUGGGUUAUUUCACCAAAAAAUACAGAAAUGAGCUGAUGGAAAAAUUUUGGAUCCCAUACCUAAAUCAACUAAAGGUUCCCAUUCCUAUUACUGUAGGACUGGACCCACUCACUCUGCUGACAGAUGAUGCAGACAUUGCCACAUGGAAUAACCAGGGCCUCCCCAGUGACCGAAUGUCAACAGAGAAUGCCACUAUUCUAUGCAAUACGGAGCGGUGGCCUCUCAUUGUCGACGCUCAGUUACAAGGAAUCAAAUGGAUUAAAAAUAAAUAUGGAUCAGCCUUGAAAGCCAUCCGACUGGGACACAGAGGCUAUCUGGACAGUAUUGAGUCAGCCAUCUCAGAAGGAGAUACUUUACUUAUUGAGAAUAUUGGAGAGACUGUAGAACCUGUGUUAGAUCCUUUACUGGGCAGAAACACAAUUAAAAAAGGAAGAUACAUCAAGGUGGGUGAUAAAGAAGUGGAAUACCACCCCCAGUUCCGCCUAAUCCUUCAUACCAAGUACUUUAAUCCACAUUACAAACCAGAGAUGCAGGCUCAGUGCACCCUCAUCAAUUUUCUAGUAACCCGAGAUGGGUUGGAAGAUCAACUUUUGGCGGCUGUCGUGGCCAAGGAGAGACCAGAUCUUGAGGAGCUGAAGGCAGAACUCACAAAGUCUCAAAAUGAAUUUAAGAUUGUCCUGAAAGAAUUAGAAGAUUCUUUGCUAGCCCGUUUAUCUGCUGCAUCAGGAAACUUCCUGGGAGACACAGCCUUAGUGGAAAAUCUGGAGACAACCAAACGGACUGCUAAUGAAAUUGAGGAGAAAGUGAAAGAAGCAAAAAUUACAGAAACUAAAAUCAAUGAGGCAAGAGAAAACUACCGCCCAGCUGCAGAGAGAGCAUCCAUGCUGUACUUUAUUCUGAAUGAUCUCAACAAAAUCAAUCCCAUCUAUCAGUUCUCACUGAAGGCAUUUAAUGUGGUCUUUGAGAAAGCCAUUCAACGGACUCGGCCAGCUGAUGAGGUGAAAGAGAGAGUGAUUAAUCUGACAGAUGAAAUCACCUACUCUGUGUUUAUGUACACAGCUCGGGGACUCUUUGAGAGAGACAAACUCAUUUUUCUGGCACAGGUUGCCUUUCAGGUUUUAUCAAUGAAAAAAGAACUGAAUCCAGUUGAAUUGGAUUUCCUUUUGAGAUUCCCUUUUAAGGCUGGGCUUACUUCACCUGUCGAUUUUCUAUUACAUCAAGGAUGGGGAGGAAUUAAGGUCCUCUCAGAUAUGGAUGAAUUCAGAAAUCUGGAUAGUGACAUUGAAGGAUCUGCUAAACGGUGGAAAAAAUUUGUUGAAUCUGAAGCCCCAGAAAAGGAAAUAUUUCCUAAGGAAUGGAAGAAUAAAACUGCACUACAAAAACUCUGUAUGAUGAGGUGUAUGAGACCAGAUAGAAUGACUUACGCUGUCAGAAACUUUGUGGAGGAGAAGAUGGGGACCAAGUAUGUGGAAGGCCGGAGUGUUGAGUUUUCCAAGUCUUAUGAAGAAAGCAGCCCUUCUACCCCCAUCUUCUUCAUCCUUUCACCAGGGGUUGACCCCCUGAAAGAUGUGGAAGCAUUGGGAAACAAGUUGGGAUUUACCAUUGACAAUGGGAAAAUCCAUAACGUGUCCCUGGGGCAGGGACAAGAGGUGGUAGCUGAGAAUGCUCUUGAUGUGGCAUCUGAGGAAGGGCACUGGGUCAUUCUACAGAACAUCCAUCUUGUUGCCAAGUGGCUGAGCACUCUGGAUAAGAAGGUGGAGCGAUACAGCACAGGGAGCCAUGAUGACUACCGGGUAUACAUGAGUGCAGAACCUGCCCCUUGCCCUGAAGUUCACAUCAUUCCACAGGGCCUCUUGGAAAAUGCCAUAAAAAUCACAAAUGAGCCUCCUACUGGCAUGCAUGCCAACCUGCACAAGGCCUUGGAUCUCUUCACGCAGGAUACAUUAGAAAUGUGCACCAAAGAAAUUGAAUUUAAAUGCAUAUUGUUUGCCCUCUGUUAUUUCCAUGCGGUGGUGGCAGAGAGGCGAAAAUUUGGAGCUCAAGGUUGGAAUAGAUCAUACCCUUUCAACAAUGGAGACCUAACCAUCUCUAUCAGUGUUCUUUAUAACUACUUGGAGGCAAACCCAAAGGUGCCAUGGGAUGAUCUACGCUACCUUUUCGGAGAAAUUAUGUAUGGAGGUCACAUUACAGAUGACUGGGACCGCCGGCUCUGUCGUACAUACCUGGGAGAAUACAUUCGAACAGAGAUGCUGGAGGGAGAGUUGCUUUUGGCCCCCGGAUUUCUGAUUCCUCCCAACUUAGAUUAUAAAGGUUACCAUGAAUACAUAGAUGAAAACUUGCCCCCUGAAAGUCCAUAUUUGUAUGGUCUGCACCCCAAUGCAGAAAUUGGUUUUCUUACUGUCACCUCUGAGAAGCUAUUCAGAACUGUUCUGGAAAUGCAACCCAAAGAGUCUGAUUCAGGGGCAGGUACAGGAGUGUCUCGCGAGGAAAAGGUCAAAGCCGUACUGGAAGAGAUCCUUGAGAAGCUCCCAGAGACAUUUAACAUGGCAGAGAUCAUGGCAAAGGCAGCUGAGAAGACACCCUAUGUGGUAGUCGCCUUUCAAGAAUGUGAAAGAAUGAACAUCCUGACUAAUGAAAUGCGCCGAUCACUUAAGGAGCUGAACCUGGGAUUAAAGGGAGAAUUAACCAUAACAACCGACAUGGAAGAGCUUUCCAAUUCUCUGUUUUAUGACAAUGUGCCUGAAGCAUGGGUAACUCGGGCCUAUCCAUCCAUGCUGGGCCUGGCAGCUUGGUAUGCUGACCUGAUUCUUCGGAUCCGGGAACUUGAAUCUUGGACAACAGAUUUUGCCUUGCCCACAUCAGUGUGGUUGGCUGGCUUCUUUAAUCCCCAGUCUUUCCUCACUGCCAUCAUGCAGUCCAUGGCCAGGAAGAAUGAAUGGCCUCUGGAUAAAAUGUGUCUUUCUGUGGAAGUGACCAAGAAAACCAAGGAAGAUAUGACAGCUCCUCCAAGGGAGGGUGCCUACGUGAAUGGCCUUUUUAUGGAAGGAGCUCGUUGGGACACCCAAAGUGGAGUCAUUGCAGAAGCUCGGCUGAAGGAGUUAACACCACCCAUGCCAGUCAUCUUCAUCAGGGCCAUUCCUGUAGACCGUAUGGAAACCAAAAACGUAUAUGAAUGUCCUGUCUACAAAACUCGCAUCCGUGGCCCCACUUAUGUCUGGACCUUUAACCUGAAGACAAAAGAAAAAGCUGCUAAGUGGAUUUUAGCAGCUGUUGCAUUGCUCUUACAGGCUUAAUUUUCUCCAAGGGUUAGGACAAUAUUUGCUGCCCAUAAUGAUCUGUGCCGCAUUAAGCCUAAAUAAAAUUUGGAAUUAAAAACUCCAUUCCGCAACUUGUAUUUAUUAAUUUUUUAACAGGGUUCCAUGUGAGGUUUUGGUGUUUUACUUUUUAUUUUUCUCUUAAAGCAAAGAAUAGCUGAAUUGAGGGAGAAGGGGCAUCAAAUGAAAAUAAUAGCAAUUGGCCGUGAUCAUCUUGUUUACUUGCUCGAGCUUUGGAAGCCAUUAGAAGAAAUAGGCUACCUGAGGUAAGGGUACCAAUUUCCAGCAGCAAAGGGAAAAAACAUCCCACCAACCUACAGACUUCCCCAAAGUCCCUGGUUUUAUUUGUAAACACAGUACCCUCUCUGACUAUUAUUCUUGGG